Rana temporaria (common frog) is the source of this 1256-nucleotide messenger RNA. It is a transcript of the gene CRYZ, whose product is annotated as crystallin zeta. Lineage: Eukaryota; Metazoa; Chordata; Amphibia; Anura; Ranidae. Bases 95 to 1084 code for a protein of 329 amino acids. The transcript is spliced from 9 exons. Gene Ontology annotation, molecular function: mRNA 3'-UTR binding; NADPH binding; quinone reductase (NADPH) activity. The record is from RefSeq and is a predicted model, not a curated record. Gene Ontology annotation, cellular component: cytosol.
GCAGAACAAAGGUCACAUGUAUUAAAGGCCGAUCAUUCCACAUGCCAGGAUAGAGGAGCUCCAGAAAUUCCAUCUACACACCAGAGAGUCCAGCAUGGCAUCAGUGGGGAGAUUAAUGCGCGCCAUUCGGGUCCAUGAAUUCGGGAAGCCAGAAGUACUAAAACUCCUAAAAGAUGUCGCUGUACCAUCACCAGGCGAGGACCAGAUUCUAAUCCGAGUUCAUGCGUGUGGGAUAAAUCCAGUGGAGACCUAUAUCAGGGCCGGUGCUUACGCUCGGAAGCCAAAUCUCCCGUACACCCCAGGCUCAGACGUUUCUGGGAUAGUGGAAGAAGUAGGAACAAGCGUAAAAUUGUUCAAGAAAGGCGAUCGUGUGUUUACCAGGUCGACCAUUACUGGCGGUUAUGCGGAGUACACACUGGCCUCUGAAUAUACCGUUUAUCACCUUCCGGAAAACCUCAACUUUAAGCAAGGAGCCGCCAUAUCUGUCCCCUACUUCACUGCCUACAGAGCACUCUUCCAGAAAGCACAUGGAAGAUCCGGAGAGCUGGUCUUAGUACAUGGUGCAAGUGGAGGGGUGGGCAUAGCUGCAUGCCAGAUUGCCAGAGCCUACGGGUUCCGGGUAUUUGGGACAGCCGGCACCCCUGAGGGAUUAAAAUUAGCCCUCCAAAACGGUGCUCACCAAGUCUUCAACCACAGAGACAAGGAUUAUAUAGAGAAGAUCCAGGAAGCAGCUGGAGGAGAAGGAAUUAAUGUCAUCCUGGAGAUGCUCUCUAAUGUAAAUCUGAGUAAUGACCUGAAACUUCUGUCUGUCGGAGGCAGAGUCAUUAUUAUCGGCUGCAGAGGACCUAUUGAAAUAAACCCCAGAGAAACCAUGGCCAAGGAGUCCAGCAUCACCGGAGUGUCACUCUUCAGCUCCACUAAGGAAGACUGGAAGGAGGCUGGUGCGGCUGUCUUUGGAGGAAUGGAGGCCGGUUGGGUGAAGCCCCUGAUCGGGACGGAAUACCCCCUGGAGAAAGCCCCCCAAGCUCAUGAAGACAUCAUAGAGAGCAGCGGAGCCACCGGAAAGAUGGUCUUUGUCAUCUAAGUGGAGUUUUUACCCUCCGACCAAAGAACACAAAUCAUUUUGUAAACUGAUUCACUGGUAUUAAAAUAAGAACAAUGAGCACUUAUGUAUGAAAGUUAAUCUUGUUGGAAUAUUUGAGGAUCAUUGGUUUAAUUGAAAAAGGUAGAAAUAAAUGGAAUUUUUUUUCUUUAAA